Molecule: messenger RNA, 3373 nt
Organism: Ficedula albicollis (Collared flycatcher)
Lineage: Eukaryota; Metazoa; Chordata; Aves; Passeriformes; Muscicapidae
Gene: SYDE2
Product: synapse defective 1, Rho GTPase, homolog 2 (C. elegans)
Exons: 8
Coding region: 40-2931 (963 amino acids)
Biological process (GO): signal transduction
Source: RefSeq, a predicted model, not a curated record
CCAGGCUGUGGGUGGGAGAAGGAAUAUGAUUGCUGCCAGAUGACCGAAACUUUGACAGAGUUCUGCAUUCACGUUUUCCUCAGAUUCUGUUACCUGACUGACUUGGGCCUCAGUGUAGCAAAGCACCUCAGUGGAGAUUUCAUAGAAAAUGUUUACAUAGCUUCGAGGAGCAGGAAGGAGCCCAAGUGCCCGCAGGCCAGCGAGGUGCCCGAGCACAGGCCGCAGGUGAACAGCAUCACCGUUUCCAAGAAACGCAGCUGGCUGCAGCAGAGCACCCACCGCCGGCCUCCGCCUCCUCCUCUGCAAGAAGACGCUGCCUGCGGGGAGGUGCCCGGGGCUGUCGUCCCGGUGCCCAGGUCCCCGGUGCCGCUGCCCGAGCCCGCGGUGCCCUGGGCUCCCUCAGCGCGGAGCUGCGCCCUGCCGGGCCCGGGCCCGCCGAGGAGCGCGGCCUCGGACUGCGGCGAGGACGGCGACGCCGACGACGAAGGAGAAAUAUGGUACAACCCCAUCCCUGAGGAUGACGAGCCCGACCUGCCCCGGGUCCGCCCUCCCGCUGCGAACAGCCUGGCUGCUGCGGGCUCGCCGUCGGCUCGGUACAAAGCCCACGCUGGAGGUGACUCUGGCAUGGCCGCGAGUCCCCAGGAGGGUGCCCCGCGCUCCGCGGAGGGCACCGGGAGCGGCUGGGUGGCGCAGCCCGCUGAGGGGAGCCAGGCGGACGCGCAGCAGCCCCGGCAGAGGCUCGCCGGCAAGGCUCCCGCUGCGCCAGCAGCCGACGACAGUCCUGCCUUCAAGUGCCCUUCCACAGGGUUUGGAGCUGCCCUUGCACGCAAGCCUGAUAUACCCUCCACAGAGAUUUCUCCUCCAAGUCCCUGUCCCCUGAAAAAAAGUGGGUCAAUCAACUGGCCUUUCCCUGAUAGAAUUAAAUCUCCCAGGACCGUGAGGAAGCUUUCCAUGAAAAUGAAAAAGCUGCCAGAGCUGAGCAGGAAGCUGAGUGUGAAGGGAACUUCAAGCCAUAGUAGUUCAGAUAAUCCUCCUUCCCUGCUGAAAGGGAGCUGCCGGGAUACAAGCCAUACAGUGUCUUUGCCUUCUUCUGGAAACUCAAGCACAGCUGCCAGCAGGAAUGUGAUAAGCCGUUACCAUCUUGACAGCAGCGUGUCCUCACAACACACCUACAAAAAGAAGAGCUCAAGGAGCUCCAAAUCCUUCAACAAAGGUGGUUACCUCAGUGAUGGCGACUCUCCUGAACUUAUAACAAAAUCAGGUAAACACAGACAUGAAACCAAGUGUGGGAAAGGAAAGGAGAACCUUCUAAGUAACAGUGGUAAACCCGAAAUAGAUAUCGAUGCCUUCAGACACUACAACUUCUCUGAUCAACCCAAGUGCUCUCAGUACAUCUCUGGACUCAUGAGUAUUCACUUUUAUGGUGCUGAAGACUUAAAGCCACCACGAAUAGACUCAAAAGAUGUCUUUUGUGCAAUACAGGUUGACUCAGUAAACAAAGCAAGGACUGCCCUGCUGACAUGUAGGACAGCAUUUCUUGACAUGGACCACACAUUCAACAUAGAAAUCGAAAACGCUCAGCACUUAAAGCUGGUGGUGUUCAGCUGGGAACCCACCCCAAGGAAAAACCGAGUGUGUUGUCAUGGAACUGUGGCUCUUCCCACUCUCUUCAGAGUCACCAAAACACAUCAACUGGCUGUCAAACUGGAGCCCAGGGGCCUUAUUUAUGUCAAGCUGUCACUCAUGGAGCAGUGGGAGAACUCUCUUGAUGGCCUUGAUGCAGACCGUGAGCCUGUGAUGUUUGGGGUAGAUGCUCGAAAAGUUGUAGAGAAGGAAAAUGCAGGCUUGAUGGUGCCACUUUUGUUGCAGAAAUGCAUUCUGGAGAUUGAAAAGAGAGGCUGUCAGGUGGUGGGGCUGUACCGGCUCUGUGGCUCGGCUGCCGUGAAGAAAGAGCUUCGAGAGGCGUUCGAGAGGGACAGCAAGGCUGUCACUCUCUGUGAGAGCCAGUACCCAGAUAUUAAUGUCAUAACAGGUGUCCUAAAGGAUUAUCUGCGAGAGCUGCCCUCUCCCCUGAUAACCAAGCAGCUCUAUGAAGCAGUGUUGGAUGCCAUGGUGAAAAAUCCCUUGAAAAUGACAGCAAAUGGUUGUGAGAAUGACCCAAGUGACUCUGAGCACACAGCAGCCCUUCUGGAUUGCCUGCCAGAUGUUGAGAAGGCUACCCUGAAGAUGCUGCUGGAUCACCUGAAACUGGUGGCUUCUUACCACGAAGUAAAUAAGAUGACAUGCCAGAAUUUAGCUGUGUGCUUUGGCCCUGUGUUACUGAGCCAGAGGCAGGAGACCACCAACCAUAACAACAGAGUCUUCACAGACUCAGAAGAGCUUGCUAGUGCCCUGGACUUCAAAAAGCACAUAGAGGUUCUUCACUACUUACUUCAGUUGUGGCCAGUUCACCACUCGCCUGCCAAAGAGCCAGCACAUCUGAAUGUGUUCCCUGAGCACUCAUCCUCCCUGAAUUACCUGAGACCCAAGAGGCAGAGACCUCAGAUGCUGAACCUGAGCGGGACCGAGAUGUCGGGGGUGCUCAGACCGAGGCCAGCAGGUCUGGACAGCCCCUCGAGCAACCGCUAUGCUGGGGACUGGAGCAGCUGUGGGGAGAACUACUUCCUAGCCCCCAGAGAGUGCCUGGGGGAGGCAGACUACGAUGACGUCCCUUCGGAGGACACGGAGAGCGGGGAUGACAGCAGCAAAGCCGAGGAGCUGGAGGCGCCCGGCCCCGCAGAGCAUCCCCUGGGGAGCUACCUGACAGUGCCAGCUAUGGACUCUGCAGUGGAUCACAGAGCGCACCUCAAGGACCUGCAGGAAAGUAUUGAUACUCUCAUAGGAAACCUGGAAAGGGAACUCAAUAAAAACAAACUAAAUAUGAGUUACUAAAUCCUGUCCUGCAUGACAUCUCCUUGUGCCUCCAUGCCCCUCGUUGGGCUGCCCUGGCUGUGUGAGGAGUGAUGGUGCCCCUGAACACCUCGUGGUAAGGCCACAGCCCACCUUGUGUUAGCACAUUUGAAGCCAUUCCGUGAUGUUUCUGCCUUUCUGUUAGAAGGCGUUGUCCUGAUUUGUGUUGGAGACAAGCUUAGACUGUGAUGUGAUUCCACAUAGUGGCAUUUCUCCCUAAAAACACUAUGCACUUAGGUGGCCUGGGCAGUACCUGAUAGAAGAUAAAGCAACACCUCUGCUGUCAGUGGCAGCAGAAUUCCUCAUUCCUGAACUCCUGGCUCUGGUACAGAUGCUCCUCUCAGAGGAGGAUGAACGCUGCUUGGCCUGAGUUCUGCAGCAGGGACUUCAGAUAGACUUGUUUCACUAUAUAUGCAAUGGCUGC